UUAUACACUUAUACGUUCUCCCCACCAAAAAUCAGUUAUUCUUCUGCACAUUUCGUCCGUUUCAUCUCUCUCAAUCAAUUUUCUCUCUCCUCUCUCAAAUCUGUCACACUCUUCCUGUGUGAGAGAGGGGGGAAGUUCUAUUAUUCUUCCCCUUUAACUUCCUUAUUAAAUAAGAUUAAAUUAAAUAGGAUUAACUCAAAAUAAUUAAGUUUUUUUCAUAAAUUUAAAGUGGGGGUUUUGCUUUUAGAAGAGGAGGAAUAAUUUUCUUUGCCUUGAUUGAGCAUUUAAGGCAAUCCAAACAUGCCCUUGUGAACAAAGAUUCUAUCUUUGUCUGCCUUACUAUAUACUCUACAGUCUAGAUCAUUCUUCUGGGAAUUUCUUUUUAAUUUUGGGGAUUUUGAGGUCAAUAUUUCAGGGGAAUUCACCCACAAAUUCAGUUAUCGUGGGUGAUAUUUUCUAAAACACGCAGAGGAACAUUUGUAGGAAGUGUCGAACGUUUGAAGGAAAAGAAUGGCUUCUGUUCGUGAUAUAGGAGUUUCUGCUGGUUUCAAUCUAUUAAGUGCAUUUGUGUUCUUGUUGGCAUUCGCACUUUUGAGGAUUCAACCUUUCAACGAUAGAGUUUACUUUCCAAAAUGGUACCUCAGGGGUUUAAGAAGCAGCCCGCUUCACACAGGAGCUUUUGUGAGCAAAUUUGUCAACUUGGAUUUCAAGUCAUACUUGAAUUUCUUAAAUUGGAUGCCAGAUGCCAUCAAGAUGCCUGAAUCCGAGCUCAUUGAGCAUGCUGGGUUGGAUUCGGUGGUUUACUUGCGGAUUUAUUUGAUAGGACUGAAGAUUUUUGUCCCUGUUGCUGUGCUUUCUAUGGUGGUUUUGUUUCCUGUCAAUUAUACAAAUGAUACGUUAGUAUUAUCCAAAGCAGUUUUCAGCGGCAUUGAUAAGCUGUCAGUUUCAAAUAUACCGCUUAAAUCACCAAGGUUUUGGGCUCAUAUAUUGGUGCAAUAUGCCGUUACUUUUUGGUCAUGCUAUGUUCUGUUUAAGGAGUAUGCAAGGGUUACAGCAAUGCGGCUGCAAUUUAUGGCAUCAGAAAGACGUCGUCCUGAUCAAUUUACUGUCCUUGCACGAAAUAUUCCCCCAGAUGCUGAUGAAUCAAUUAGUGAGCUUGUGGAGCACUUUUUCCUAGUCAAUCACCCCGAUCAUUAUCUCACACAUCAGGUGGUUCAUAAUGCAAAUAAGCUGUCAGAUUUGGUUGAAGAGAAGAAAAAGAAGCAAAAUUCGUUGGUUUACUACGAACUGAAGUUUUCUAGAAACCAAAAUCAACGGCCCACGACGAAGACUGGAUUUCUUGGCCUAUGUGGACAACGAGUUGAUGCCAUAGAAUAUUAUACUGCUGAAAUUGAGAGACUAAACAAAGAAAUUGCUGAAGAAAGAGAGAGAGCUGAACACGAUCCAAAGUCUAUCAUGCCAGCUGCUUUUGUCUCCUUUAAGACUCGAUGGGGUGCUGCUGUUUGUGCACAGACGCAUCAAACCAGAAAUCCAACAAUUUGGUUGACUGAUUGGGCCCCAGAGCCACGCGAUGUGUACUGGCCCAACCUAGCUAUUCCGUACGUUCAUCUCAGCGUCCGAAGGCUGAUGAUGUCUGUUGCGUUUUUCUUUCUGACAUUUUUCUUCAUGGUUCCAAUUGCCAUAGUACAAUCACUGGCAAGCAUUGAGGGGAUUCAGAAAUAUGCUCCAUUUUUAAACUUUAUUGUAGAGAACCCUUUUAUUAAGGCAUUCCUUUCAGGCUUCCUACCUGGACUUGUUUUGAAGCUUUUCCUGAUCUUCCUGCCAGCAAUAUUAAUGAUGAUGUCCAAAUUUGAAGGCUAUGAAGCAUUGUCAAUUCUAGAACGAAGAUCAGCUUCAAGAUAUUAUAUGUUCAAUUUUGUCAAUGUUUUCCUUGUUAGUGUUGUAGCUGGGUCGGCAAUGACGCAACUUGAUACAUUCCUUAAAUCGCCACCAAACAAGAUCUUUGAGAUAAUUGGUAUAGCAAUUCCGUUGAAAGCAACUUUCUUUAUAACUUACGUUAUGAUUGAUGGAUGGGCUGGUGUUGCUGGUGAGAUCCUGAGAUUGAAACCUUUGAUUAUAUACCACUUGAAGAAUUGGUUUAUGGUGAAAACUGAGAAGGACAGGGAAGAAGCCAUGGAUGCAGGAAGCAUCGGGUUUAACACGGGAGAACCUCAAAUACAAUUAUACAUAUUGUUGGCCUUUGUUUAUGCUGUCGUUACUCCAAUUAUACUUCCUUUCAUUUUGGUCUUCUUCGGCUUCUCUUAUCUUGUCUACAGACAUCAGAUCAUAAACGUUUACAACCAAGAGUAUGAAAGUGCUGCUGCAUUCUGGCCUGCUGUCCAUGGAAGAAUUGUUACAGCAAUGGUUUUCUCUCAGUUGCUUCUGAUGGGAUUGAUGAGCACAAAGGAAGCUGCUUCAUCAACACCGUUUCUCAUUAUACUUCCAAUUAUUACUAUAUGGUUUCAUAAGUUCUGCAAGGGUCGAUUUGAGCCUGCAUUCAAGACUUAUCCUCUACAGGAAGCAAUGAUGAAAGACACUCUAGAACGUGCAAGGGAUCCGAACUUCAACUUGAAAGGAUACCUUCAGAGUGCGUACAUACAUCCCGUGUUUAAAGAUGAUGAUGAAGAUGACAACGAUGUGCAGAACAAGUUGGAGAUGGAAACGGAGCUUGUUCCAACUAGACGCCAGUCAAGAAGAAACACUCCAGUGCCAAGCAAAAUGAGCUACGCGUCUUCACCUUCUCCAUCAUCUAAACAUAUGGACCUAUGAAUUAAGAUUGCAAAAAUUGAAUCAUAGCAUUUUAGGGAAAUUAAUUUGUGCAGGCAAAUAGCAGGUCUAUAUAUGUCUCUUUAAAGAGAGAAUGUAGUAUGAUAGAUCAAUGUUUAUGGUUCUAUAUCGUUGUUACUUGUUCCCUCGUGUAUAAAGCACCGACUUUUUUUUGCAUGUAAAUUGUUUUCAGGUGUUUUAUUCUAUGAAUGUCAAAGGCUCAAAGCCUACUUCUUAAUUCAACCUGGUAUUUUUGUA
Spinacia oleracea (spinach) is the source of this 3063-nucleotide messenger RNA. RefSeq names its product protein OSCA1. Lineage: Eukaryota; Viridiplantae; Streptophyta; Magnoliopsida; Caryophyllales; Amaranthaceae. Gene Ontology annotation, cellular component: plasma membrane. The record is from RefSeq and is a predicted model, not a curated record. Bases 511 to 2808 code for a protein of 765 amino acids. The transcript is spliced from 12 exons. Gene Ontology annotation, molecular function: calcium-activated cation channel activity.